AUGAGCACCAGUCUAUCGGCGGAGAUACCGUACUCAAACGAUGUUAGCACGACAGGAACCACGAGCCCGCGCGCGAAGGCCACCACAGCGAACAACAACAAUGGAUCCUGCAUCCCCGAGCAGGGAAAUGAUCACGACGAGCAGCACCAGCAGCAGCAGCACGAUCGCUUUGCGUACGCCAGCGAUGAGCCGACGAGCGGCGACACGCUAGCGUCGAAUCCGACGAAUGAAUCCGAAAGUCUGGAGGACGACGUGGAGGAGGUCUACCAAACGUGCAAUAGUCAGUCGGUGGUAGCGUGGAUCAACGACGACGAUGAGCUGGAGCGAUUGGACUUGCCGAUGGUGCUCGAUCCCACGAGCACCGUGUUCAACCGGGUCGACAGCUCGGAAAUUAUUUAUCAGGAGAAGAAAAAGAAGUGCAAACUGGUCGGCAAAUACGUGAUGGGUGAUGUGCUUGGCGAAGGAAGCUACGGCAAAGUGAAGGAGGUCCUGGAUUCCGAAACGCUUAGACGACUGGCCGUGAAGAUUCUAACCAAACGCAAACUAAGACGCAUUCCAAAUGGCGAACAAAACGUUCGUAGAGAGAUCAAGCUGUUGCGCAAGCUGCAGCAUGGCAACGUGAUCAAACUGCUCGACGUGCUGUACAACGAGGAGAAACAGAAAAUGUACCUCAUCAUGGAGUACUGCGUCGGAGGGCUGCAGGAGAUGCUCGACUCGGUUCGGGACAAGAAACUGCCGAUGCACCAGGCGCACGACUACUUCGUGCAGUUGCUGGACGGCUUAGAAUAUCUGCACGGCCGUGGCAUCAUACACAAGGACAUCAAACCGGGAAACCUUCUGUUGACGUUGGAUCAUACGCUUAAAAUUUCCGACUUUGGUGUGGCAGAGGCACUGGACAUCUUUGCGCCUACGGAUGAAUGUACGACCGGUCAAGGAUCACCUGCUUUUCAGCCACCGGAAAUCGCCAACGGCCAUGAGGUAUUCUCAGGCUUCAAAGUUGAUAUCUGGAGCACGGGCGUUACACUGUACAAUAUAACUACCGGAUUGUAUCCGUUUGAAGGUGAUAAUAUUUAUAAACUGUUAGAAAACAUAGGAAAAUGUGAGUGGAAACCGCCCGAGUUUUUGGAACGCCGUUUGGCCGAUCUACUGGUUAACAUUCUUCGAGCUAAUCCGAUGGAGCGCUUCACCCUCCAAGAAAUACGGCACCAUGAAUGGUUCCAGUUUGCACCGGAUGCUACAAGCCCAGUCGUACCGAUACCACCGUUGAAACGUGGUAACGUUGAACCGUUCAAGCUUGAUUGGCUUAGAUGUUCCACUGUGUUGCCUUACCUGAUAGCUCACCAUUAUGAAGGCGAUCGUGAUACGCCAGCCGUUUACUUCACCGAACACGAUAUACACGAAGAAAUGGAUCGCCAGCGUGGAGAGCAAGAAGCUUUCCACAAUCCCAACCACCUCGUCCCGAUGGACUCGUUGUCGUUUCACUCCGAGGAUAACGAUGGUUCGCGGUACGGCCAUAGCUACCAGCCGCAGCAAUAUAUUACUGGUCGUGCGUCGGAAAAGAGGCCAUCACGAAGCUUCUCACUGUCGCCGAAACCCAGCAUGAGGCACACCGUCAACAGCUGUCCCGCCACGACGGGGAGCAGCAGCAAACGACGGUCGCGUAAAACGGUUUCGUGUAUAUCGUGGCGAAAGUGGCCCCACUGCCGGCAAUCGUGAAGUGCUUUAAAUACUUUCCGCGUGUCGGCAAACAUUUUGUGAACUCAGGUUUCGUAUGCGCUUCUAAA
Molecule: messenger RNA, 1784 nt
Organism: Anopheles cruzii
Lineage: Eukaryota; Metazoa; Arthropoda; Insecta; Diptera; Culicidae
Gene: Lkb1
Product: serine/threonine-protein kinase stk11
Exons: 6
Coding region: 1-1716 (571 amino acids)
Biological process (GO): regulation of cell growth; glucose homeostasis; protein phosphorylation
Cellular component (GO): cytoplasm
Molecular function (GO): protein serine/threonine kinase activity; protein kinase activator activity; ATP binding
Source: RefSeq, a predicted model, not a curated record